AUGUUGCUCGCGAUGAUCCAUCUGCGUCCGGAACUCGUCCCGCUCUUCAAUUCUAGCCCAGCUGUUCCUGCGCGAAUGGCUUCAAGCUUCUCUUCAUUUCCACCUCUGGACUUUGUGACGAAAUGCGAUCUUGUAAGGGUGGGGGAUAAGCGGUGUCGGGCUCUGGACGUAAUGAGUCUGCAUUUCUACAUGUACGCAAGCUAA
Aspergillus clavatus NRRL 1 is the source of this 204-nucleotide messenger RNA. RefSeq lists its product as uncharacterized. Bases 1 to 204 code for a protein of 67 amino acids. The record is from RefSeq and is a predicted model, not a curated record. The transcript has 2 exons. NCBI's taxonomy places the organism in Eukaryota, Fungi, Ascomycota, Eurotiomycetes, Eurotiales, Aspergillaceae.